UCUGUGUGGAAAAUAACUUUAGCAUCGCCACGCGAAUAUUGUUUCGUUUAUUUUUUGCAUAUAAAUUAUACAUCAACUAAUCAAAAUCGCACAUAAUUCAAUAUGGCACACUUGGUGAAAAUGGAAAACGGCCAAAGCCAGACCAUACAAGAAAUGUUGGGCUGCAUUGAGCGCUACAAUCCGGAUCACUUAAAAAUACUGGAAUCUUACGUCCAGGACCAGGCCAAGAACAAUACCUACGAUCUGGAGGCAAAUCUCGCUGUACUCAAGCUAUAUCAGUUCAAUCCGCACAUGCUCAACUUUGACAUCACCUACACGAUUCUGCUGAAGUGCCUGACGAACUUGCCCCACACAGAUUUCGUUAUGGCCAAGUGCCUGUUGCUGCCCCAGCAGAUGAAGGAUGAGAAUGUCCAGACCAUUAUCGAUUUGGCAGACAUACUGGAGCGCGCUGACUUCACUUUGUUCUGGCAACGCGCUGAAGUCAAUCGCACCAUGUUCCGCCAUAUAACCGGCUUCCAUGAUUCCAUACGCAAAUUUGUCUCGCAUGUAGUGGGAACCACGUUCCAGACAAUCAAGAAGGAUUUGCUGAAGGAGCUGUUGGGCGGCAUCGAGGACUCGACACUGGAGAACUGGAUUAAACGCAAUGGUUGGAAGCAUCAGGGACACGAUCUCGUCGUCGUCGCAACGCAGGACGAUAAAAUCAAGACCAAGAACAUUACGGAGAAGAUCGAGUUCGAGAAUGUGGGUGCACUGAUGGCACAAUGUAUCUAAGCUUAAAUAAGGUUUAAAUUUUAUACGGUUAAGUGACGCUCUAUAUAUGCCAAUAAAAUCCAGGCACAUCUUACAACAUA
Messenger RNA from Drosophila novamexicana, 851 nucleotides. RefSeq names its product eukaryotic translation initiation factor 3 subunit K (gene eIF3k). The record is from RefSeq and is a predicted model, not a curated record. The coding region runs from base 103 to 771 and encodes 222 amino acids. Gene Ontology annotation, cellular component: cytoplasm; eukaryotic translation initiation factor 3 complex. NCBI's taxonomy places the organism in Eukaryota, Metazoa, Arthropoda, Insecta, Diptera, Drosophilidae. Gene Ontology annotation, biological process: regulation of translational initiation. The transcript has 2 exons. Gene Ontology annotation, molecular function: translation initiation factor activity; ribosome binding.